CUUAAAGUGUGAAAAAAAUUUUGAGAACAUGUUUUCAAUUUGGUAAAAUAGAUUUUCAAGAAAUAUUAAUUUGAUUUUUUAAAAUCUUAAAUUGCGAUGAAUUGAAAUUUCGUAAGAACCUACGCAAAAGAAAAGGAAGAAUAGAAAUAACUUUGAAUUUUAAGUCUAUUAAGUACCUACGUAUAAAUUUCUCAUAAUAAAAAUCAAUUUUGCGAAAAGUUUUUAAUACGAAAUUAAAUUAUUUAUUUUAAUAAGUUUAUUUAAUAUAUACAAAUUCCAAUUAGAUAAAAGUAUAUUUUAAAUAUGGCAUAUCAGGUGAAUCAAGGAAAUUCUCGUGAAAAUUCAAUUGAAAAUGAUGAUAAACAAAUACAACGUUUAUUGCAAUUAGCUGAAGGAGUAGAUGAUUUGAAUAUUGAAGAUUUACAAUCAAGAAGAAUAAUUUUUUCAAAUAAUGUACAAACAGCUAUUGAUCAGGUUUUACAAAGUAAUGAUCCUUUGGAUUCACCAGAUUUUAAUGCUGUUGAUUAUAUCAAUCAAUUAUUUCCAAAUGAACAAUCAUUAUCAAAUAUUGAUGAAGUUAUUUCAAAAAUGGAAUGUGAAGUUACUGUAAUUGAUGAUAAUAUACGUAGUGUUGUACGUGGUCAAACUAAUGUUAGUCAGGAUGGUCGUUUAGCAUUAGAUGAAGCACAAAAGACAAUAAAUCAAAUGUGUUUACAAAUAAGUGAUAUACAAAAUCGUGCAGAACAAACAGAAGAAAUGGUAAAAGAAAUAACAAGAGAUAUAAAACAAUUAGAUUGCGCAAAACGUAAUUUAACAACGGCUAUAACAACAUUAAAUCAUUUACAUAUGCUUGUUGGUGGUGUUGAAAGUUUAAAUAAAUUAAUUGAAAAACGUUUAUAUGGCGAAAUUUUAAAUCCACUUCAAGCAAUAAUUGAAGUUAAUAAUCAUUUUCAACAAUAUUGCAAUGUAUCACAAAUAAAGGAUUUAUCAAAUACUGUAAAUCAAAUUCAACGCACAUUAUCUGCAGAAAUUACUGAAGAUUUUCAUAGUUAUUUUGGUCCAAAUGUAACUUCACCUAAAAUUCCACUAGCUCAACUAUCAGAUGCAUGCAAAGUAGUAUCUGUUCUGGAUCCUAAAGUGAAAAAGGAUUUACUAAAAUGGUUUUUAAAUCUCCAGUUAGAAGAAUACAUUCAGUUAUUUCACGAAAAUCAAGAUAUAGCUUGGUUAGACAAAAUUGAUAAAAGAUAUGCGUGGUUAAAACGUCAUUUACUUGAUUUUGAGGGAAAAUUUGGAACAAUUUUUCCAAUUGAUUGGGAAGUUUCCGAAAGAAUAACAGUACAAUUUUGUAAUAUAACAAAAGAUGAACUUUCAAAAAUAAUGAGUAAACGUCGAAAUGAAAUUGAUGUGAAAUUAUUAUUAUUUGCUAUGACAAAAACACAAAGUUUUGAACAAUUAUUGGCGAAACGUUUUACUGGCACAACAUUAAUAGAAAAUGAUCAACAGAAAAAUGUAAAAGAAGAAAAUAUUUCCUCAAACAAAGAUUAUGAACUCAACAAUGGCUUUACGGAUAUAAUUGGUGUUUGUUUCAAGAGUCAUUUGGAUAUAUAUACAGAAAGUAUUGAUAGAAAUUUAACAGAACUAUUAGAUAGAUUUGUUGAACAAGCAAAUGAAUAUUUUGAUCCAAUCGCUGCUGGAUCAACUGUUUUUUCAAGUUGUGCAGACUUAUUUGUCUUUUAUAAAAAAUGCAUGGUUCAAUGUUCACACCUAAGCAAUUCAAAGCCAAUGUAUGAUUUGGCUAUGAUAUUCAAAAAAUAUUUACGAGAGUAUGCAUCAAAAGUAUUAGAAUCUAACAUUCCAAAAUCAACUUCAACACAAAGUGCAUUGGGUGGUACUAUGUCGUUUAGAGAUUUACAAAAUUUAUCAACAGCAGCUGGUCAAGUAAUUCACAAUUUUCUAAAGGAGGGAGAAUCUCAUAGAUUAGCUAAGGAUGAGCUGAUACGCAUUUGUUGUGUUCUAACAACGUCCGAAUAUUGUCUUGAAACAGUUCAACAGCUAGAAGACAAAUUAAAGGAAAAAAUUGACAAUUUCUACAUUGAUAAAAUUGAUUUGUCAGAGGAACAAGAUAUUUAUCACAGAAUAAUAUCAACUUGUAUUCAAUUAAUGGUACAAGAUUUGGAAAAUGGAUGUGAACCGGCUCUUACAAUAAUGAGUAAAAUUCAAUGGCAGAAUAUUACUAAUGUGGGUGAUCAAAGUUCAUUUGUUAAUUCAAUGAAUCAAAAUUUUAAGCAAACAAUACCAAUUAUACGUGAUAACUUAUCAUCGUCAAGAAAAUAUUAUACACAAUUUUGUCAUAAAUUUAUAAAUCAAUUCAUUCCAAAAUUUCUUAAUAAUAUAUACAAAUGUAAAUUAACAAAUUCAGAAGGGCAAAACAAUAUACUAGGGUGUGAACAAUUAUUAUUAGAUACACAUAGUUUAAAAACAAUAUUGUUAGAUUUACCAUCAAUUGGAUCACAAAUUAAUCGAAAAGCGCCAACAUCUUAUACGAAAGUUGUAAUUAAAGGAAUGACUCAUGCAGAAAUGAUAAUUAAAACUGUAAUGACACCAAUUCAGCCUCAUACAAAUUUUAAUAAUCAAAUCUUAAAAUUAUUACCAGAAAUUACAGUUCAGGAAUAUCAGAAAAUACUUGAUAUGAAAGGUUUAAAACGUACCGAUCAAUUGAAUCUUAUUGAAAUAUUUAAGAAAGCUAUGCCAGAAAUUAAAGAAAAUAACGUUAUAGCAUCAUCAUCAUCAUCUAUAACAGCAUCUGAUGUUUCAUCUAAUAAUAAUAAUAAUAGCAACAUUAAUAUAAAUAAUUCUACAAAUGAUAUCAUUUUUGAUAAUAAUGAAAAUGAUCUUAACUACAAAUCUAUUUCAACAAAUUUUGAUAAUACUAAUAAAACUGGUAUUAAUUUAAAUGAAAAUCAUAAAAGUAAAUUUGCAUCAAUAUUAAGUGGCGGUAUUUCUGGUGUACAACAAAUUAGUUCGGCAGUCGGACAUGCUGUCGUAACAGCCUCAUCAAAUUCAACUUCUCAAAAUAUGGCAAAUAGUAGCAAUCAAAAUGAUCGCGGACGAAUAAAGAAAUUAGAAAAAUUAAUUAAAAAAAGAUUACCAAAUUAAAAAUGUUUAUUAAAAUGUUAUAAAAAUCAAAUAUGUUAAAAUAUAAUUAUGUAUAUAAUUUUUUUUUAAU
This is a messenger RNA of Condylostylus longicornis, 3226 nucleotides long. It is a transcript of the gene Vps53, whose product is annotated as vacuolar protein sorting-associated protein 53 homolog. Gene Ontology annotation, cellular component: GARP complex. Gene Ontology annotation, biological process: retrograde transport, endosome to Golgi. The transcript is spliced from 8 exons. Lineage: Eukaryota; Metazoa; Arthropoda; Insecta; Diptera; Dolichopodidae. The coding region runs from base 304 to 3156 and encodes 950 amino acids. The record is from RefSeq and is a predicted model, not a curated record.